Messenger RNA from Solanum tuberosum (potato), 767 nucleotides. RefSeq names its product hydroxyproline-rich glycopeptide precursor. The record is from RefSeq and is marked provisional. NCBI's taxonomy places the organism in Eukaryota, Viridiplantae, Streptophyta, Magnoliopsida, Solanales, Solanaceae.
AAGAUCAGUAGCUAAAAUGAUUCUCUUCUUCAGAGCUUUCUUCUUUCUUAUAAUUAUCAGCUUUUUCAUUUUCGUAGGAGCUCAAGCAAGAACUUUACUAGGAAAUCAUCAUGGGAUGGUGAAGUUGAAGUUGGAAAGUGGUAAUUAUGGAAGGACACCAUAUAUAACACCUACACCACCAACAUCAUCUCCACCAACAAAUCAGGAAAUAGUUAAUGGAAGACAUGAUCAUGUAUUACCACCUCCUUCUCCCAAGCAUGAACCAAUUAUUGGCCAACUCACAACAAUUAGUACUAGUCCUCAUCAUGACGCCGCCGCCGCGCCGCUCAUGAUUACAGUUGGUGGGAGGCACGAUCAUGUAGCGGCACCACCACCACCAGAGCCACAAGAUGAGCAAAGGCAGAUGAUUAUCACAUCCUCUUCUUCUACUUUGCCUCUUCAUGCUUCCUAUUAAGUGUUGAAGUGGACCUCAACCCCUGUUCUGAUACCAUGUUGAAGUUAAGCUUUUAAAUGAGAUAGUCAUACACUUCAACAUUAAGCUAUGUUAUGGGGACUUUAUAAUAUAAGUGUAGUAUUUUAUUUUAUUUUAUGUUAUAAAAGUAGCUAGAAUAUAUAUGUAAUCUGGUUUUAGUUCACUUGAUGAGUUACCUAGCUCUCCAGUCUCAAGAAUAGUAUGUGUAAUAGACGUCUUGUAAUGGAGUAACUACGUAGUUAGUAAAUGAAUUUGAGGGAGUGAUAUAUGGUUUUAACUUAUUAUAAUUAUAAAA